AUGCCAGGGCGCCACACGGCCACCUCUCAGGACUCUGAAAAGCCCUGGAAGAAGACUCUUUGGAAGCGUCAAAAUUGCCAGGACAAUUACACGGACCGCACCUUCCUUCAACACCUGGUCAUCAACGCCUCCGUUCCCCCCCGCAGCUACUGGCCAGUAGCCCUCGCCUCCACUGCAGUCACCCAGCAGCUCAGCUGUGUGGUGGCGGCGGCCGCAGUGCCCCUGCACCUGCAUGCGGGCAGGCUGGGGGUGGGGACCGUACUGUUAACAUGCGGGCUGCUGCUGGCAUUAGGGUACGGCACCUGCGCGCUAUUGGGCGGCCAGUUGCUCGGCGGGUCUGUGGCACGUGGUGUACGGCAGUGUCUUCUCCUCGUGGGCGGAGUGUACGGCCUUGCGCCGCUGCUUCGCUCCUUGGCCGCGACCACCAGUACGGACUCCAUCGUAGCCCUGGCUGUGGCGGGCGGUGCCUUGCACCUGGCGCUGUACGACUACGCUUUCAUCACCCCCAGCGGCCUGGUCCCCCACGACCCCGACAUAAAGCUCACGGGCGCCCUGUCCCUCAGCUGCGCGGUGAUGUCGGCGGUACUGCUGGCUAGCCGGAUGAGGUCCGAGUUGGAGGUGUUUGCCCAAGUGUUGCUCUCCCUGGAGCUGUUCCUCCUUUCGCCGUACGUACGGCGGCACGUGAAACGUCAUUCCCUUGGCGCACACCUGGGCCUUACGGCCGCCAUGGUGGCGGGGACGGCGGGCCUGCUGCUGCCAGCUUCGCCGACAGCGGCGGCAAUAUACGGCGCCGCCGUGGUGGUGGUGACGUUUGCCGUACCAGCGUCCAUGGUUCGCGCACACAAGUUCAAGGCCAAGAUCAGUGGCCCCUGGGAUGAGGCGGCGCCGUACAUCCCGAGGGAACUUGUGCUACAGCCACGCCAGCAGCAACACUAG
Molecule: messenger RNA, 936 nt
Organism: Volvox carteri f. nagariensis
Lineage: Eukaryota; Viridiplantae; Chlorophyta; Chlorophyceae; Chlamydomonadales; Volvocaceae
Exons: 7
Coding region: 1-936 (311 amino acids)
Biological process (GO): GPI anchor biosynthetic process
Cellular component (GO): membrane; glycosylphosphatidylinositol-N-acetylglucosaminyltransferase (GPI-GnT) complex
Source: RefSeq, a predicted model, not a curated record